Molecule: messenger RNA, 3120 nt
Organism: Entrophospora candida
Lineage: Eukaryota; Fungi; Glomeromycota; Glomeromycetes; Entrophosporales; Entrophosporaceae
Source: the annotation of a GenBank genome assembly
AUGGCACCGAAAUUAUCAAAUAUAGUUUCAUUAAAUUUUAAACAAACCGAAAGAAUUGCAUUGACAAAGGUACUUAGAGAGUACGUGCUUAAAGCUUAUGGUGAACAUCCUGAUGCCUAUACCGACGAUUUUCGUGUUCUUGACGAAUUGAGAACAGAUUGUCUGAAUUUGGAAGUACAUCGGAAUGCACUUCAUCGUUUAUUAAAAUAUUAUGGACAACUCGUAUUUAUAGGAUCUAAAUUUCCAAUUGAUGUAGGAAUAGAGUUUCCAUGGAAAUCGUCUUUUUCAAAUGCUGAUGAAAAACCAGUUUCGCAUAGAAAUUUUUAUUAUGAAAAGGCAUGUGUAUUAUUCAAUAUAGCAGCCAUGUACAGUCAACUUGGGAUUUCAGAAAAUAGAUCAUCACCUGAAGGUGUUAAAAGAGCAUGUCAACACUUCCAAAAUGCAGCUGGAUGUUUUCAACAUUUGGAUAAAGUAGUAGUCCCAGAAAUGCGAAUUGCUCCCCCUUUAGAUAUGUCUACUUCAACUUUACGUGUAUUAAUAAAUACUAUGUUGGCACAGGCUCAAGAAUGUUUCUGGCAAAAAGCUAUUUAUGAUAAUAUGAAAGAUGGAGUUAUAGCAAAGUUGGCAAGUCAAGUAUCUCAUUUAUAUGAUAUUGGAUAUGAAACAGCCUCCAACAAUCCUGAAUUGAUUACACAUUUAAACGUGAAAUCUUGGUAUUUUAGAGCAGCUGCAGAAUUUCGUAAAUCCAAUGAAUGUAUUAGCCAAAAUAAGUACGGUGAAGAAAUCGCAAGAUUACAUGUAGCAGACGGAUAUAUUAGACGUUGUUUAGAAAAUAAAAAACUUUUACACGAAUUUGUUAUCACAGAUUUAGAAUCGUUGCUAAAUGUAGUUUCUAAUAACCUUAAACGAGCAGAAAAAGACAAUGACAUAAUUUAUCUACAAACAAUCCCAGCAGCAUCAUCAUUAAGUACAAUAAGUAAAGCAAAUAUGACAGAAAUAAAAAUUCCACCAGAAGUUGAAAACCCAAUUUCUUUGAUGAAUGGGACAUCCGUAUUAGGAUUUCCAUUAUUUGCGAAGCUUGUUCCAUUUGCAGUUCAUCAAGCUCAUAGUGUCUAUUCAGAUCGAAAAGAGAAAUUGGUUAAAGACAUUUUGACGAAAUUGAUUGAUUUGCCUAAUAUUUCUACAAGGUCACUUAAUCUUCCUAAUUCAAUAGAGAAUUUAAAUUCUGAGGGGUCGAACGAAUUGCCACCAUCAUUGAUGUUAAAAGCACAAGAGAUUCGCAACGAAGGUGGUACUGUUAGAUUGAAUGAAUUGCACGAACAAAUAAACAGACUUUCUAGUCGUUGUAAUGAAUUAUUGGAUAAGGCGUUUGCAGUGUUGGAUCAAGAAAUCACAGAAGAUGAGGAUUUACAAUCUAGUUACGCAGGGAAAUGGAAUAGACCAAAAUCUCAAGAAGUCAAUAAAAAUUUGGUAGCAUUAGCACAAGGGCAUCGUAGUACACUUGAGAAAGCACUCAAGAGUGACUUCACUCUUGGAAAAAUGUUAAAUAAAUGGUCAGAGAUUAUAAACAUACUGGCUUCUGAUAAUGAUUAUUUGAUGAGACACAUUCCACCUAAUAAAGUAUCACUCGACGAUGAUGAUGCAACAACAAAUGAAGUAAAAAGAAUAGCUAAUGAGUUACGUGAUUUGAUGAACCAAGUUAAUGAUUUGAAAAAAGAAAUCCAGAAUAAAACACAAGAAGUAAAAAGGAUGGCAGACUUGGAUGACAUUGAAUCAGCAAGAAUAACAUCCACCGGAACCACUAAAGUUGAACCAGCACAUUUUGAAGAUUUAUUUAAUCAGCACUUGGCAAAAUAUGAUAAAUUCUUUAAAUAUAUUCAACAAACAACUAUUGUUCAAGAAAAUUUACAUAAUUCGAUCAAUGAAAAUUUUAAAAAAUUUAAUGAAGCACGUAGAAGAACUAAAUUUGUUAAUACAGAGCGAGAUAGUGUUAUUCAACAACUUGAAAUUGGUUAUGAAAAAUUCAAAGAAAUUCAGAAAUUCUUAUCGCAUGGCAUAAAGUUUUAUGAUGGUAAUAUCAAUAGUUUAAAUAGUUUUUGUGAAGAGUGUCAAAUUUUUGCAAGCAGAAGGAGUUCUGAAGCCGAUCAGAUUAUUCGUGAUUUUAACACUAAGAUCGGUAAUGAUGUUAUUUAUAACAACAUUGAUUUUCAUCAUCACCACCAUAACCCACCACCUAAUGAAAUCAACGACGACAAAAAUACCAAAGAUUAUGAUAACGUUAAAUCGAAAAAUAAUAACUCACAAAAUAAUUCUCAUAAUUCAUCCGAUCCAAUUGAUUCGCCCAAUCCAUCAUCAUCCAAUCAACCACCAACCAGGGAUUUCUUAUUACCACCUUUACCAAAAUUCUACGAUUCGAGUUUUCACGACGAACUAUUAUUUCACAUUAAUAAGAUAGGCGACUACUAUCAAGAUCAAGAUUAUUGUUCUAAGCUCGAUUCGAACUCGGAAAAAUACAAUGAUAAUUUUAAGGCAACCCCGUCAAUAAUCAUAAUAACAAAUAAGCCAUAUAAAAAAAGCAAGAAAAACAAGGCUUCACCAUUUUCAAAAUUAAGAACUGAAAAUUUGAAUAAGCCUUUGCCUCCAAGUUCAAUCAUAACACCAAAUACACAAACUCCAAUAUUAUCAGCACCAAAAAUUAAUUCAAGAAAACAAAAUCGUAAACAAAAUAUUACCGACAAUGACAAUGAACUUCUCAUCAAACAAACCACAACCACUAACGAUGACAAUAACAAUGAUGAUAUGAUUAUGAAAUUUGAUGGUUUCGAAUUCCCAAGACCUCCUCCUCUUUCAAUACCACCACCAAAGAUUACUAUCAAUAAGAAUAUAUAUAAUAAUGAUAACGAUACUGUAAAAAAGAAUAUCAAAAAAAGUUACCGGAAAAAUUUAAUCAAAGAAAUUAACGGUUUACGUAAUAAUAAUGCUGAAUUAAAAUCUGAAAUUGAAAAACUUUUGGAAGAAAAGUCGGAAUUAAAAUCAAAGUUUAAUAAAGUCGAGUGUAUGCUGGAACAAUGCUUGGAUAUUAUUGAAAAAACUAAAACGUCAAACCAAUCAAUCAUUUGA